AUGGUGGGCCGAAGUUCAGAUAAUAUCGGCACACGCCCCAUAUUUUGUAUCGGCAUAGACUUUGGUACAACUUUUAGCGGUAUCGGUUGGGCGUGGGAUGAUUGUGCUGAUGAUAUUGAGGUGGUCCAGGGUUGGCCUGGAGCAGGUAACAGUAAGUCACCUGUGAAUAUUAAAAAUGGUUCAAGUCUCAAGACCAAAAUAGAAACCUCGCAAAAGGUUCCAACCGUUCUUUCAUACUGCGGCGGCAGGCUUAAAUGGGGAUAUCAGGUGGAUGAUAUGAACGAAGAAGCAGUGAAAAGAGUUAAGCUUCUUCUGGAAAGUCAAGGAGAUCCGAUCUAUGGCCCGGCUGCUCAGAGUAAGGCGGUUAUUGAAAGUCUCAACAAAACACCAAUCCAGGUAGCUGGCGAAUACUUAAAGAAGCUUGUAUCCCAUGCUAGAUGUCUCUUGGAUAGGCGAGGGUUUGGGAAUGCACUGGACACAAUGGACCUCCAGUAUAUACUGACCGUACCGGCGGUGUGGUCAGACAGAGCUAAGGAUGCGACAAUGCAGGCGGCGUGUCUUGCUGGUAUUCCAAGGUCCAAUCUGACACUACUUUCCGAGCCAGAAGCAGCAGCAGUGUACACAAUCCGUGCAAUUCAACCUAAUUCAAUCGCUGUAAGCGCCCAAGAAGCGUGA
This is a messenger RNA of Penicillium macrosclerotiorum, 675 nucleotides long. RefSeq names its product Hsp70 family protein. Lineage: Eukaryota; Fungi; Ascomycota; Eurotiomycetes; Eurotiales; Aspergillaceae. The record is from RefSeq and is a predicted model, not a curated record. The coding region runs from base 1 to 675 and encodes 224 amino acids. The transcript is spliced from 2 exons.